Messenger RNA from Stegastes partitus (bicolor damselfish), 1179 nucleotides. Its product is annotated as slit homolog 2 protein-like. The record is from RefSeq and is a predicted model, not a curated record. NCBI's taxonomy places the organism in Eukaryota, Metazoa, Chordata, Actinopteri, Pomacentridae. The annotation marks the transcript as partial. The transcript is spliced from 4 exons. Gene Ontology annotation, cellular component: plasma membrane. Gene Ontology annotation, molecular function: protein binding.
AGAGUUGGAUUAUAGUAUUGCGCGCUGAUCUUUCACUGGGUUUUUUUUUGUAUGUGUCCCUCGCAUUAGCUGCACUCUUGCCACUGACCGGCAAUUAAUACAUUAUCGGAAUCAAUAUCUCUCCGCCGCGGUGACCUCUGUUGAGCUUUUUGGGAGAACCAAGCGCUGCCGCUGUUUCCUCGCCGGACGCGUGUAGUGAAUUAAUAACCAGCCUUACCUGGAGAGAGCGAGAGAAAGAGGGAGAGAGAGAGAGUGUGUGUGUGUGUAUGCACUAAGUGUGUAUGAGAAAGAGUGUGUGUGUUUCUUUGGAUCAGAUCAAGGAUCGAGGUGUUUCACCGGCUUUGGCUCCGCGCACUCUCAUUCACAGACGCGACGCACACCGGGGGGAUUUGGGCACCGCAUGCCGGGGACAUGUGGAAGUUUGCGCCGCUGUAGCGCAGCCACAGAGCCGGUCUACCGCCUCGUCGACCUCCCCUCUUCCUACCCAGGGGGACCAAACUCCCGGUGCACAGCCUUCACACACUGAAAAAACCCUUCCAACAGGACCCCAAAUGUAAAUCCAGAGCGAGAGAUCUUCAGAAACACACGUCUGCAAAGGGAGGACAGUGGAAAAAAAAGGAGGACGGCAUCCCGUUGCGUGAGUUUGGUGAGGUCCUUCGGGGGAUUUCGGGGCUUUUAUUUUUUGAUCGCCCUUGUAUUUUCCUCAGCAUUUUGUGGGUCUCACAUUGGCCCCACACUUGCCGCAGUGAUGGUGGGAGCUCCGUGCCCCGUUGGCCCUGGCCGCUCCCCGGCGACAGUGCGGGGGCUGCUGCCGGUGGCCGCUCUCUUCCUCUUGGUCCUGUCCAGCGGAGCGGACGGUCAGCCCUGCCCGGCCCAGUGCUCCUGCACCGGGACUACAGUGGACUGUCACGGCCAAGGGCUCCGCAGCGUGCCCAGGAACAUACCCCGCAACACGGAGAGGCUGGAUCUGAACGCAAACAACCUCACCAAAAUCACCAAGGCGGAUUUUGCAGGACUGAGGCAUCUGCGAGUGUUGCAGUUAAUGGAGAACAAAAUCACCACAAUCGAGAGAGGAGCCUUCCAGGACCUGAAGGAGCUGGAGAGACUGCGCCUGAAUCGGAAUAAUCUGGCCGUUUUUCCCGAGCUGCUUUUCCUGGGAACAACGAAGCUUUACAGACU